UAUGAAUGUCAGGAUGGAAUUAAGUAGUGUUGGGAAGUGUGUGACUUUUAGUGCCGUUUGAAUGAGUUUUUUGCCGUCGUAAAACGUCAACCGAAAGCUAUGUUUACAAAGAAUGUAUUUUUUGUGAAAACUAUAUUUAUACGCUAUAAAAAUCACGUCUACGCUGAAGAUGAGUGACAAAUAAAUUAUUUUGUGUGUUUCUAAGGUGAAAUAAGGGCAGCCGAAGUAAAAAAUAUGUCAGCAAACAGUCGAAUGUUUGAAUAUUCUGACAUACACUAAUGCUGAAUGAAAACACAAGAAUAAACAACUAAAUCGUAAACUGGCAUUCAUGUAGUAUUAAAUACUUGUUAAUGUUUUUUUUUUCAAAUUUAUCUUUGACACAUAUUAUGUAUAUGUUUUAAAUACUUGCACUGAAUUUGAGUAAAUUCUUGUGUACCAUUUAAUAGUCGGUUUUAUGAGACGCUUUCCGAAUUAUGUUAUUCAGGACAUAAAGAAGGCGAGUUCGCGUUAAAAUGAGCCGUAAACGAUUUUUUUUGUAAACUUCCGCCACCUAACAAUUGUAAACGAACUUUUAAAUUAGUUGUAACAACACAAACCUGCAUGAAUUCAAGUUCAGAACAGGAGAAAACGACAUCAGUUUCUGUGUAAAGUCCUACAAUACAUAUGUUAAAAUAUAUUUAUGAAAAAGUAAUUAUGAAAACAAAUGAAGAAUGUAAUUAAAGUUGGCAGCUCGUGUUACCCGGUUCUUUAAACAUAAAAUAUCCAUUAACUGUUUUAAAAGUAUUUGAAACGAAAGUUGCACAGCAGGUUAUAUAAAGGCAUUGCAUUAAAUAAGACAGAUACUUGUAAAUUUUACCUUGCGGUAUAUCAACGAUAUUAUAAAGUUCCAUACUGUAUUAUCUUUUUGAAAAAAAAAAACUUACAAAAAUAUUCGAAGUGCCAACGCGCAUCAAUUCUAGAUCGCAAAAAGAUAUUAGCGAUAUUUUAUUAAUAUCAAGAGAAAGCCUUAAUGUUAUCUAACUUCGACAGUAUACAAGUUAUUUUGCCAAGUUAAAUGUUGUGAAAUUUAGAAAACUUCGGAACUAAUUGGCAACGAUGGAUGCUAUAGCCUAUACGGAUACGAAAACAUAUUGUGAAGUUAUCGGAAUGAAUAAUCGCACAAAAUGGCUCUAGACGAGGUUCGAGAUUUUAUUAUAGGGAACGUUAACACUAUUGAUAUUGGAGAUCAAAAUAUUUUAAAGUUUUAAAGAAAAGAAAAAAAAAAACGAGAAUAUUUGUGCAGUGGUGUGAAAAAAUGUUAAUGCGGAGAUUGACUGCACUUGGUCAUUUUUACAUAGCAUGGAUACUCAUUCUGGAAUUCUUCAUUAUGACUUCCGGUGGGAGAAACACGAGGCGGCGUUCAGGCAACGAAUGCGCAAAAGGGACAUUACAAUGUCAUCCUGACGCUGACUGCAUAGAUUCAGUGCGAGCAUCACGAUGUAAAUGUAAAAAAGGUUUCUAUGGGGAUGGAAAUAAUAAAUGUGUAGAUAAGAAUGAGUGUCAAUAUAAAAACGGGGGCUGUGUACAUUUUUGUCAUAAUUUUAAGGGUAAUUAUACAUGUGCGUGCAAAAGCGGCUUCCAGCUGGAUGUCGAUAAAAAGGAUUGUAUAGAUAUUAAUGAAUGUUUUAAAGAUAAGGGCGGAUGCCAACACCAAUGUGUUAACACUGUUGGUGGGUAUGAAUGCCGAUGUAAUAAAGGUUAUUCUCUAGAAGAGGAUGGUAAUAUGUGUAAAUUGGGUGAAAGCUGGUGUCAGAACCGCCAAGGUUGCGAACAUUCCUGCCGAACGACACAACAAAAUACAAUUGUGUGUACGUGUAGAGAUGGGUACAAACUACAUUCCAAUGGCAAAAAUUGUCUACGAACCUGUAGGGCUGGAAAUGGAGGUUGUCAACACAACUGUUCGGACACACCAAAUGGCGUUCAGUGCGGCUGCGCAGUAGAUUACCUACUUACAGCGGACAAAUCUACUUGUAUAGCUACAUGUAUGGUAAACAAUGGUGGUUGUGCAAAGAAGUGUAAGGACGAGAGUACCGGCCCAGUUUGCUCUUGUCCACCAGGAUUCGAACUUCAUCAAGAUCAGAAAAGCUGCCUAGAUAUUGACGAGUGUGCUGUAAACAACGGUGGGUGUAGCAAUGAAUGUGUUAAUUUUGAGGGCGGAUAUGAAUGCAUCUGUCCACCAGGCUACAAGGUACAGAAAGACCAGAAAACAUGCCAAGACGUGGACGAAUGUGAUAUAAAGACAUCAUGUGAUCAUACGUGUAUCAACACACCGGGUAGCUUCCGUUGUACAUGUUUACCAGGAUAUGACAGAUACGGGAUAUCACAUUGUGCAGACAGAGAUGAAUGUACUGACAACAAUGGCGGAUGUCAACACGGCUGCAGUAACAGCAUUGGUGGCUUUAAGUGUUUAUGUAACAGUGGAUUUAAAUUGCAUAAAAACGGAAGAGAUUGCAUAGCUGAGAAAACAUGCGAUGAACUGAGAGCUCCGCCGGCCAGUAACCUCUCAUGCAAAGUACAAAGGGAAGACACACUUUGUAUACACAAGUGUAGCGAAGGGGAUCGUUUUCUAUCUGAAUCAGAUCUAUCCGAAAUGAGGACACAUUGCGGACCUGGAACACAGUACAAAUGGGAUCACGAGAUAAAAAAUAUUGAGCUGCCAUCAUGUUCUUCGCAAGUAGCUUCUCCUAAUUUGUCAAAGAAGGUUAGAUUUAGCUUUGCAGAGAAAUUUUGCAAGAAAAGAAAAUCCAUUCGUACACAAAUGGCGCAGAACAUUACUGGAAUAUUAAACGGUCAGAAAAAGUACAAAUGCAAUGAUAACUGCCUUGUUAAUGAUCUCAACCUUGGCUGCAAGAGAAUUCGGACUCGUAGAGGGCGUAUUCCAGUGAUAUCUUUUGAAAUUACCGUAGAAUUCGACUUGGCGUAUAAAUCCAGAGAUAAGCUUAGAAAAAAGUGUGAUGUCCGUUGUGAAAUGAAGAAAACAGAAAGGAGACUUAAGAAAGUUGUUAAGAAAUUACGAACAUAUAUCAAGAAAAACGACUUCGAGUUCAGCUAUGCUGGUCGCACAUGUAAGGCGGACAAGAACAGAUUCAAAUCACCAAGAGGCAAUACCAAUUUCUGUAAUAAAAACUGGAUGCUCCUCCAGGACACUUGCGUUGGAUGUUCUAAGGGAACGCAUUAUGACAAGAAAAAGAAGACAUGCAGUUUAUGUCUCCCAAGUUUUUACCAGGACGAAGAGGCUCAAAGCUCGUGCAAGUCGUGCCCGAAAAACCCGCCAGAUGUUGGAAUUUUCGGCGCAGCAAGUAUAGCCGACUGCACAGUGUUAUGUGAGCCUGGCCAUUAUUCACAAAAUGGAUUGAAGCCAUGUAAACCUUGUCCUAAAGGUACAUACCAAACGGAAUACGGCCGCCUGUCUUGCCAGAAAUGUGCGGGAGGACUUGAUACAAAGUCUACUGCUUCCAUUAGUUUUAAUCAAUGUGAAGCAAGAGAGUCAUGCGAUCCUGGCUAUUAUUAUGACGUCACCAAAUCUACGUGCACGGCAUGUUCGAAAGGAUUUUAUCAGUCAAAACCCGGACAAGACUUCUGCAUAAAAUGCCCCAAAGAUACAACAACUGAUACCGAUGCUUCGACUGCUCUUUCAAAGUGCAAAAGUCACGAAUGUGGUGAAAAGUUCAGUAAAAAGGCAGUCAAAGGAAUAAUCCAAUCUCCCAACUACCCCGGCGAUUAUCCGGUUAACGUGACUUGUGUAUGGAAAAUAAGACCAGCUAAUGGUCGCAGGAUUCUUGUUAUUAUACCUGAGGUCAAUCUACAGAAGUCUGACAAAUGUGGGGACAAGCUGGUUAUGCGUAAAUCAAAAAAUGAGUUUUCCACGGUGACGUAUGAGACUUGUGAACAGGAAGACCGACCUAUUGCCUUCACCGCAAGAUCUAAAAAGAUGUGGAUACAGUUCCAGUCGGACGGCAUGAAUACCAGAAAGGGAUUUUCUAUACCAUUUGUUACUUACAGUCCGGACUACGAGCGAUUAAUUGAAAGUAUUGUCGAGGAUGGAAGAUUGUACGAUAGACACCAGUCAGUUCUUAAAGACCGUAAGCUGCUACUGGCUCUGAUGGAAGUAAUAGCUAAACCUCAGAUAUAUUUCCAGUACGCUAACGUGACGGACACUAUCAUGCCGCCAGCUUUUAUCAAAUUUCUGACGAAAAAAGUUAUGAGAUUUUUUAGUACUUAACUUUGAAAGUUAAUGUUUAAUGAUUUAUAUUUUACAUGCUUGUGAUUUACAUGAACAAGGUUUAAAACUUUGCAAAUGUUGAUACUGGUUAUCAAAUGAGUGUAUUACUUUGAUUUUACGUGAAAUAUUUUCACAUGAUAGAAGUGUUAUGCUGUGUUGAAGAAAACUGUUUUUGACGUCAGUCAAUAGAUAUGGUCACUGGUCACAGUAGUCUAUAUGACAUAAGAGUGCUGCCAAAUGGGAGACAAGGCAUUAUUUGUUUGUGAGUCUGUGAUUCUAUUUAUAUAAUAUGUUGUAAUUUGGUGAUAUUGUGUAAAUAGUGUGUAGAACUUUUCAAACCGCUCAUGACAUGUAAUAUAAUAAUAUGUUAUCGCUUCUUUCUUAUUUAAAACGUCUUUGGGAAAUUCGAAUUUAAGGAUUUCGUUAGGAACUGUGUGAACAUUUAGAGCAUAUUUUCAAAACGAAGGAAAAUAAUACUGAAGGUUAGUUUGAAUAAAAUGAAAGGAUGAUAGUUUACUUGCAAAGUGAAAUAAUGAAUGAACAUUAAUGCUAUUUGAGCCGCACCAUGAGAAAACCAACAUAGUGCGUUUGCGACCAGCAUGGAUCCAGACCAGCCUGCGCAUCCGCGUAGUCUGGUCAGGAUCCAUGCUGUUCGCUAACGUUUCACUAAUUGCAAGAGGCUUUGAAGGCGAACAGCAUGGAUCCUGUCCAGACUGUGCGGAUGCGCAGACUGGUCUGGAUCCAUGCUGGUCGCAAAUGCACAAUGUUGGUUUUCUCUAUGCGGCUCAUUUAUCAUUAAUUAACAGCUGCUUCAGAUAUCAAAGUAAUUAGAUAAAAUGUUUGUGACUCAUAGAAACAAUACUAAUUGUUAUAAUUUGAUCUUUGGUUCUGUUUUGCUAGGCAUAUUUAUUCUCAGUAAUUCUUGAAAAUGUGACAUUUUAUUUUGAUUUGUCGCCUCUGUGUAAUUGGUAACAAAUAUUGAUUGGGAAAAAUUUCCAUUUAUGUUUCAUGUACACCAUACAUUCAUAAUCAUUAAGAACGAACAAUCUCAUUUCAGUUCUAAGUGAGUUUAGUUUAAGAAGUUUAGGUAUGAUUAUGCAGGUGUUAUAUCUCUGAAAAGCAUUAAUUUGAUGUCUUAAGCCUCAUGUUGAAUUGUUCUUAAGUAAUGAACAACACGGCCGUUUACAUAAUAUUUUAUACCUUUUCAGUCAUUUGUUAUUAAAACUAAGCAUAUAUGAGAACAAUAAAAAAUGUUUGAAGAAUAGCCUUCAAAAUUAAUCGACACCAAGUUCCGACGUAAAUAACGAAAAGGACUAGCCUAAAAAACAAAACUGAGGACUAGCCUCAAACUGACGUCAAGUUCCGACGUAAAUAAUGAAAAGGACUAGCCUUUUAAGCAAACUUACGUCAAGUUCGGACGUAAAUAACGAAAAGGACUAGCCUUGAACACACUGACGUCAGGUUCCGACGUAAAUAACGAAAAAUAACGAAAAUGACUAGCCUUUAACACACUGACGUCAAGUUCCGACGUAAAAAACGAAAAGGACUAGCCUUUUAAGCACACUGACGUCAAGUUCCGACGUAAAUAAUGAAAAGGACUAGCCUUUAACACACUGACGUAAAGUUCCGACGUAAAUAACAUAAAGGACUAGCCUUUAACACACUGACGUCAAGUUCCGACGUAAAUAACAAAAAGGACUAGUCUUUAAAGCAAACUGACAUCAACCGACGUAAAUAACGAAAAGGACUAGCCUUUAAAGCAAACUGACGUAAGUUUCCGACGUAAAUAACGAAAUGGACUAGCCUUUAAAGCAAAUUGACGUAAAGUUCCGACGUAAAUAACGAAAUGACUAGCCUUUAAAAAAACAAACUGACGAAAGUUUCGACGUAAAUAACGAAAAGGACUAGCCUUCAAAGCAAAUUGACGUCAAGUUCCGACGUAAAUAACGAAAAGGACUAUCCUUUAGCACACUGACGUCAAGUUCCGACGUAAAUAACGAAAAGGACUAGCCGUUAAAGCAAACUGACGUCAAGUUCCGACGUAAAUCACAAAAACUUUAAAUUUGUACAGUUAACUUAUCAUGAACUGCUUCUUUUUUCACAGAAGACAGACAUAUUGAAUAUGGUUUCAGACCAAGAUAUAACACAUGCUGCAAUUUCAAACGUUUAUAGAACACUAGUAAAAAGCAAUUUCGGAUGAAGGGAUUCAUGUUAUGAAUGCGGAUUUCAGAUACGCUGCUUAAUCUCAGUUAUUCGCUACUGGUAUUGAAUAAGAAUUUCUUCUGUGUAUAGCAGUUUUAACUUACAAUAUAUAUAUAUUUUUUGUUUUUAUUACAGUCUUUUAGUAUUAUAAUAUCAAUAUAAAAGACUGAAAACUUAAUAGAGCUUGCUUUAUUUCAUGACAAAGAGAUAUUAGGGAUACCACUCUCUAGAAAUUAAAAAAAACGUGGUCUAACAUUGCAGAUGGUUAGAAUCCUGCUGUAUGUCGGCAAAAGCGACGAAAAAAUUGUAAUAUGUAACGUAAGGUUAUAUAAGUUAAAGAUCUUUAUUCAGAAAUAGUCUGAAGUGCAGGCUUGACUCGACAGUAUCUUAUAUCAUUUCAGAAAUGAAAAAAAAAUGAGCCGUGCCAUGAGAAAAUCAACAUAGUGGGUUUGCGACCAGCAUGGAUCCAGACCAGCCUGCGCAUCCGCGCAGUCUAGUCAGGAUCCAUGCUGUUCGCUAACGGUUUCUCUAAUUGCAGUAGGUUUUAAAAGCGAACAGCAUGGAUCCUGACCAGACUGCGCGGAUGCGCAGGCUGGUCUGGAUCCAUGCUGGUCGCACACCCACUAUGUUGGUUUUCUCAUGGCGCGGCUCAUAUGGUUUUUCAUGUUGUAAUGAUGUAUCCUAUUUUCUUUUUUCUUUCAGUCACACAUGUUUCAAAACACUUUACAUUUCUUCUUUUGUAUAAUGUAAAACUGAAAAAAAAGUGAUUAAUGUU
This is a messenger RNA of Mercenaria mercenaria, 7238 nucleotides long. Its product is annotated as signal peptide, CUB and EGF-like domain-containing protein 1. NCBI's taxonomy places the organism in Eukaryota, Metazoa, Mollusca, Bivalvia, Venerida, Veneridae. Gene Ontology annotation, biological process: signal transduction. The transcript has 22 exons. The coding region runs from base 1295 to 4261 and encodes 988 amino acids. The record is from RefSeq and is a predicted model, not a curated record. Gene Ontology annotation, cellular component: cell surface. Gene Ontology annotation, molecular function: calcium ion binding.